AUGAAUGUUCUCCCACCAGUGUACAGUACAGGUAUAAACAGUGUCUCCUCUCUGUCCCCAACAGUGUCCAGGCUGCACUGUGAGAGCGAGUCCUUCAAGAUGGACCUCAUCCUUGACAUAAACUCCAUGAUCUAUCCCAUGGACUUUGGUGACAAGUUCCGGCUGGUGUUGGCGACGACACUCCGGGAGGAUGGCUACCCGACCGACGGCCCUGAGUACAACCCUUUGGAGACGGGACCCAGCCGAGCCGACCCCUUCGACUACGUCAUGUACGGCAAGAUCUACCGUAUUGAGGGUGACGAUGGACUACUGGAGACCUCCGGCAGGCUUUCGGCAUACGUGUCAUAUGGUGGUCUGCUGAUGAGGCUCCAAGGAGAUGCCAAUAACCUUCAUGGCUUUGAGGUGGACAAACACAUCUACCUCUUGAUGAAGAAGCUCGCCUACUGAUCAUCAGUACAGUUACUUAAAAAUAGCAAAGAAUUUGUAAUUUGUUUUAUUUUUUUGUGAUUUUGGCAUAUUUGCCCAGCCCUGAAAAUUUGCUUAAUGAGUUUUAUGUGUACCUAUGUAAAAGUUCUGUACCUGUAUGUAUACCAACAAGUUUUUCUGACAUGCAUUACUUUAUUUUACUUCUGUCAUUUUAUUAUUCUGAAAUCCACUCCAGUCAUUCAACUCAUCAUACACAAAGUUUAUUCAAACAGAUAAACAAGAUUUUGUAUUAAAAAAAUCAUUUUCUGAAUCGAGGAGAUAAAUAUUUGUACAAGUUUUCUUAAUAAAAAGUAUAUUGAUAAUGAUUA
Messenger RNA from Homarus americanus (American lobster), 794 nucleotides. RefSeq names its product DNA-directed RNA polymerases I, II, and III subunit RPABC3-like (gene Rpb8). Gene Ontology annotation, cellular component: RNA polymerase III complex; RNA polymerase I complex; RNA polymerase II, core complex. NCBI's taxonomy places the organism in Eukaryota, Metazoa, Arthropoda, Malacostraca, Decapoda, Nephropidae. The transcript has 4 exons. The record is from RefSeq and is a predicted model, not a curated record. Bases 1 to 447 code for a protein of 148 amino acids. Gene Ontology annotation, biological process: DNA-templated transcription. Gene Ontology annotation, molecular function: DNA-directed RNA polymerase activity.